UCCCCCCAUUGGUACUCAGACCAUGAUCAUGCCUUUCCUUAUGCUUGGUGAUGGAGAAGUACCUUUAGGAUGAGCCACUGCCACAUGCCCAUGCACAGGAGUGCACACACACCUCCUGAGUGGUUCAUCCUGGCUCAGCAUCAUCUUCCUUGGUUUCUUGCUUCCUGGGCAGCUUUGGGGGAGCUCUAUGCACCCCAACUCCCAUACUCAACUCUACCAUAUACCCCCCCUUUGCCCAUCUUCCUACCACCUCACAGCCCUUUUCCACCAGCACCGUUCCAGCAAUGAGACAAGACAAGGAUGCUUUCAGGACUUCAUUGGCAGGCUCACACCCUGUGGGUGGCCCUGUUUUUUUGGUAGAGGGAAUACUGAGACAUCACAUCCUGUCCAGUGGUAGCCGAUGAGCAGGGAAUCUUCCAGUGCACUGGGAGCCAAAUUACUGGCCUGACUUCUUUCUUGGGGACUUCUGUAGCACAUGUUUUUGGCCUGCAGGACCCAGCAUUGUGAGCUCCCCUUGUUACCACAACGAUCUAACUGCCACUGUUUCUCUGUUGGUAAAUGUCAUGGAAUCAUUGAAGUUAGAAAAGACUUCUAAGAACAUCUAGUCCAACCGUCCACACUUGAGCUUCUGGACUUUCUUGUACUGUGCCAUGUUAGCCUCCACUUCUGCACCUUCUGAGGUGCACCUUCACAGAUAAGAAUGUGGCUGGUUGUAAAGUGGUAGUGAUACAGUGGGGUAGCUGUUGGUUUCCGCUACUCAGGUGUCCCUGAGGAAGCAAAAUGAGAAGGUUUGCCUCAGUGUGCCACCAAAUAGCUCAUCCCAAUGCUUCAUCCAGUGUUUCAUGCAGCAUUUCCAACCAAUUUCCUUCUCAAAAGCACAUUUCUAAGCAAAUAAAUUACCAACAAAAAUGUUGUUAAAUAGAGACUCGCUAGAGCGUAGAUGAGUUAGGAGAGUCUCUGGGUAAUUUUCCAACUUGCUUUGGCUCCAAACACAGUCUCCGAAUGAGUGAAGUGAGCUAUAGAGCCCCUGAAAUGCCCCUGCACCAGGUAGUGUACAUGACUGUUGCUUCUUGUUGCAUUCGUUUAUGGCUUUUUGUGGUCAGAUGAAUGUUCAUCUUGCAGGUCUGGGGCUGGUCUGAGAUAGAGCUCAGCUGUUGACCACUUCUUCCCUGCUUAGCACCAGAGAGUAAGCUGUGAAGCACCCCUUGUCAGCAGGGGUUCACGAGCAAUUAUUCUAAAGCUAUUUUUAGCAGAUUUCCAUGUUUUUCUUUUUUUUUCUUGAGAAUUGAGAGAAUAGAUGGCAAUUCAGCACUGUGCCAUGGGAAAAUUACAGCCUGAAUCACAUAGGAUAGUCAAAGAAGAGACGGACUAUCAGUGUUUAUACCAAAAUAGCCUAUUAUCCAGGUGUCUUCCAUAGAUAAAUGAUAAUCAAACACUCCUCAGCUCUCUAAAGGUCAUGAAUCCUUUUGAGUAUCCAGGCUACAUCACGUUUUGUUAUGUUAUUGUUCUGCACAUCUAAAAAGACUGUCACCAUCCUACAUAAUGUGUCAGUUGGCGUAUUUGCUUCCACAGGACAUCUUGCAGAGAAAAACACUUUGCAUUUUGCUGCAUUUUCCAGCCCUGGUGCAAGCCAUUUGUCUUCCCAAGGCUGACACCCACCAAUCACUAAUUUUCAGAAGAGAUACCUCUGUCCUCACAAGGAGACUUACAGCAUGAUCCUUAGCGCUUGUAGGAUGCAAAGGACGCUUUCCCUAUGCAUCUCCUUCUGCACUGAUGUAGGGCAUGACAAUCCUAUGCGGGGUCCUAUAGCAAUGUGUUACUGUUUUCCCUGAGUUAAUUAUUAAAAUCAGUCCCAAAUUGGAUGUGCUGGCGCACUGGACCAAGGAUGCUCACCUCCUGCUCUGCAGCCAGGAUUAAUCAUUCAUCCAGUGACACACAGGAGCACCAUAUAAAUGCUGGACUGGGUUUCCCACUGCUGUUUUUUUUUGCAUGGAGAGGAAAAGCAGAGGUGGUGACCACGCUCUGCUGUCGCUCCACCACACCAUGAAGGCGGUUGUUACCUUCCUGUUCCUGCUUUUUGUAGCAACUCAUGCUGAAUACCGAGGUAGACCAUAUGUUCGGGACAAAGUCUGCCAUGAGUUCAAGACCAUGGGAAAGGAUGACUUCCGAACCAUGACCCUCAUCAUGAACAGCAGGAAAUUCUCCAAUGCCACCUUCGAGGAGAUCAGCCACCUCGUGCAUGAGAUUGUCUCACUGGCGGAGACCUGCUGUGCCGAUGGUGUUGACCCUUCCUGCUACGAUGCUGGGUCUUCAGCCCUGUCAGCCAAGUCCUGCAGCCCUGACUCGCCUUUCCCUGCCCAUCCGGAGACAGCUGCCUGCUGUAUCCACCAAGGCCUGGAGCAGAAGCUGUGCCUGGCUGCCCUACAGCACCCGCCGCGCCAACUGCCCCACUAUGUUGAGCCUUCCAAUGAGGAACUCUGCCAGGCGUUCAAGAAGGAUCCGAAGGACUUUGCUGACAGGUUCCUGCACGAGUAUGUCAGUAGCUACGGCCAGGCGCCCUUGCCCGUGCUCUUGGGCUCCACCAGGAACUUCCUCUCCAUGGUUUCCACUUGCUGCAUAUCACCAUCGCCCACUGUCUGUUUCCUGAAGGAGAAACUGCAAAGAAAAACACUUUCCCUACUCACUUUGAUGUCGAACAGAGCUUGCUUGCGCUUAACAGGAUACGGGAAGGACAAAAUGAAGUUCAGCUACCUGACCAUGCUUGCCCAAAAGAUACCAAGUGCUUCAUUUGAGGACCUUUCCCCUCUGGCAGAGGAUGCGGCUGAGGUGUUCUCCCAGUGCUGUGACUCAGUGGCCGAAGACUGCAUUCAGCAGAAGUUGUCGGAGCACACCACAAAGAUCUGCACCACACUGUCAGCCAAAGACAAAAGGUUUGCUGACUGCUGUGCAGGAAAAAACAUCAUGCAAAACUACUUCUGCAUCUCUGCCUUGCAACCAGCUGUGGCUCCCAAACUGCCUGAGCUGCAGAAGCCAACCAACAAGCAAUUGUGUGAUGAUAAUGGGGCCCUCCACACCAGAAGGUACAUGUUUGAGCUGGCACGGAGGCACACCAAUGUCCCUGACGUCUUCCUUGGCAAGCUGUAUGAUGCCUCUGAAAAUGUCAUCAGGGAGUGCUGCUCUGCCAAGGAUGCUUCAACCUGCCUUGACAGCAAGCGACAGCAGAUGGGAGUAGAGCUGCCUGCCUUCCUGGAAAAGGCUAACCAGCUCUGUGGACAGUACAAUGAGCUGAAUUUCCUUGACUUCAAGAACAGGCUGAGGGACAGCAUCAGGCAGACCAGGCCAGAUGCUAGCCCUGAGCUGCUGACACAGCUGACAGACCAGAGAGCUGAUUUUGCCUCCACAUGCUGCCCAGCGAACUCACCGCCACUUUACUGUGUUGCACAGGUGACCGCAGAGCUGGCAAGUACUUGCAAGCAAGGCUCUUGCAUGCUGGUCUAGGUGUGGGACAGUGAAAAACAAGGUGAGGGGUCCAGCUGGAGGAUGCAAAAUGCUGCUGUUGUCUGGACCAGCUUACAGCCCCCUUACUGAUACGUCACUGCAGCCACAAUAAACAUAUUUUAAAAAACACCCUUGCCCUGGGAAGCACCAAAACUUUGCUUUCUUUAUGGUUGCAUUGUGGUAUGCCAGGUUCCAAAGGGGCAGCUCAGACAGGAGGUAAAGGUCCCAGCUCUGGCUGUGGGAGUUGAUGUUCUAAACAGUUAGGCAGGAAAAUCAAAAUCCCGCGUCAAGCACCCACGGAGAUGGGGUUGCUCUUUCUGACUGUUCGGAUAUUGUCAAUGUGGAAGUAGGCAGUAACAUCACAAAGUGGGCUGUCCAUCUGAAAUAGAACAGCUCAAGUUUCAGCAGUUGCCAAGAGAUGGCGCCUGUAACCCAGGGAAGUGAGGAACGUGCUGUGUCUAUAACAUCUCCUGGCCCUGCUGCUUUCCAAAGUGGGCAGGGUGAUGCUGCUCCCAGUGCUCUCAAAAAGGGAUCUGCACAAGGCUACCUGACCUCACUCCAAAUAAACCUUGCUGUCAGAAGGCUGGGAAAAGUAAUGCCAUGUCCCUGUUGCCUGCGUGAAUUCUUAGAAGGAAGGGGCUCCUUUUGAUACUGUUUUUGGCUGAUUGUACCUUUUGUCACCCGUAAGAAACUUCUAAAAUGAGAAUUGAGCUCCAAGUGCUGACCUUGGCUAUGCCGGAUAAAGUCUAGCUCACAAGAUAUUGUAACAGCUUCACAAGAGCUGAGAUUACUUGUGAAAACGAACGUCUUUCUCAACAAGACUUAGCACUAGCAGAUUUCCUGGGAAUUCAGAGAAAUGAACCACACUGACGAUAGUCCUGUGGCAGCCAUACAUCAGGGUCACCAAACCCUCCAUACAUGAAGAUUAUUCUCUUCUGCUGCAUGCACAUCUUUCCACAAAUCUUUACUGAAGUGGGUUAAGAAGGCAUUGUCCCAUCCUUAUCAGCUCCAGCUUAGCAUACCCUGGCUGUUAUGGAGCUUCUGACAAGCAGGUCUAUCACUUCACCACCCCUCAUUUUUGGUGCCCAAAAGGUAUUUUGACAUUAGAUGAUGGGUCUUCUUUUACACCCCAGUUUUAAAGGUUUUAAACACAACCUUAAGUAUCCACCUUUGCCAGACAUCACAUGAACUAUGCAUAUCUCUUCUCAGCGCUGUGUUUUCUUCAUGAGGCCAGGCACUGUCCCAGCCCACACCACGAGGAACAGGUGAGGGAGCUGCUGUGGGACAGCAAGGAGCAUCAGUGCCUGCCCUUGUGAUGGCAAAACCUUGCAUUGGUCUGAAGGAGACUGUUCUGUGGGCCAACAGAUAACCAUUUGGGGUCAGAGGCUAUCUAAAGAUGGGGAUGAAUGGGAUGGUGGUCAUAAUCACAUUUCAUUCUCUCAUCCACAAUUUCAGCUAUAUUUCCUCGCAGACCAAAGCCUCCUUCCUGUGCCCUGAAUUUGUGGAGAGCAUGGUUGGGGAAAUAUUUUUUAGUGCUGCAGUUUCUUGUAGAGUGGGCAAGAUCAGCCUCAGAAUGCCAUUUGAAAAGCAAAACCUUCACACUGACCUAUAGUGUUAUUCAGGACCAACGCCAGCCCAGUGGGAGGUGGGCAUCUCAACACUUCUUUUAUGGUGUUUGAAAAUGGACAUUUCUGCUUGGCAUGACCAUCCCAUGCCAUGGUGAUCCCAAUCUGCCUUGUCUCCAGUGCCAUGGAGUGUGUUUCCCCAUGCAGCAGGGGGUGAGACAGAGCAAAGACAUGCCAGAAAGGCUUCACCCCAUUGCCUU
Phasianus colchicus (ring-necked pheasant) is the source of this 5323-nucleotide messenger RNA. It is a transcript of the gene GC, whose product is annotated as GC vitamin D binding protein. Gene Ontology annotation, molecular function: vitamin transmembrane transporter activity; vitamin D binding. The record is from RefSeq and is a predicted model, not a curated record. Gene Ontology annotation, cellular component: blood microparticle; cytoplasm. Gene Ontology annotation, biological process: vitamin transport. Lineage: Eukaryota; Metazoa; Chordata; Aves; Galliformes; Phasianidae.